UUCCGGGUCACUGUGACCUUUCUACGGCUCGUCUCCGUGUCCGCCAUCCUUCUCUCUCCGCUCCGGAGCAGGACAGAUUGAGCAGGACAUCAACAUGCUGUCUGUACGCGUCGCAGCGGCCCUCGCCCGGGCACUACCUCGCCGGGCUGGAUUUGUAUCAAAGAACGUUGCUGCAGCAUGUGUAGGAGCCAAGAAUCUACACACCGCUCGUCCAUGGCUGCAGAAAACAGGCACAGCCGAGGUGUCGUCCAUCCUGGAGGAGAAGAUCCUGGGAGCUGACACCAGUGCCGACCUGGAGGAGACCGGUCGUGUGCUGUCCAUCGGUGAUGGUAUCGCCAGAGUGUACGGUCUGAGGAACGUGCAGGCUGAGGAGAUGGUGGAGUUCUCCUCUGGGCUGAAGGGCAUGUCUCUGAACUUGGAGCCCGACAAUGUUGGUGUUGUGGUGUUCGGUAACGACAAGCUCAUCAAGGAGGGAGACAUUGUCAAGAGAACAGGCGCUAUUGUAGAUGUCCCUGUCGGUGAAGAGCUUCUGGGCCGCGUCGUUGAUGCUUUGGGAAAUGCUAUUGAUGGAAAGGGCCCCCUUGGUGCUAGCACCCGCAGGCGCGUGGGUCUGAAGGCCCCAGGCAUCAUCCCCCGUAUCUCUGUGAGGGAGCCAAUGCAGACUGGCAUCAAAGCCGUGGACAGUUUGGUCCCCAUCGGCCGUGGACAGCGUGAGCUCAUCAUUGGCGACAGGCAGACAGGCAAAACUGCCAUUGCCAUCGACACAAUCAUCAACCAGAAACGCUUCAACGAGGGAACUGAUGAGAAGAAGAAGCUGUACUGCAUCUACGUCGCCAUUGGCCAGAAGAGAUCCACAGUGGCUCAGCUGGUGAAGAGGCUGACUGAUGCGGAUGCCAUGAAGUACACCAUCGUGGUGUCUGCUACUGCCUCUGAUGCUGCUCCCCUGCAGUACCUGGCUCCCUACUCCGGCUGCUCCAUGGGCGAGUACUUCAGAGACAACGGAAAGCACGCCCUGAUCAUCUACGACGAUCUGUCCAAGCAGGCCGUUGCCUACCGUCAGAUGUCCCUGCUGCUCCGUCGUCCCCCCGGCCGUGAGGCUUACCCCGGAGACGUCUUCUACUUGCAUUCCCGUCUGCUGGAGAGAGCUGCUAAGAUGAACGACAACUUCGGCGGCGGCUCCCUCACGGCCCUUCCCGUUAUCGAGACGCAGGCUGGUGAUGUGUCGGCCUACAUUCCAACCAACGUCAUCUCCAUCACAGACGGACAGAUCUUCUUGGAGACUGAGCUGUUCUACAAGGGUAUUCGUCCAGCCAUCAACGUCGGUCUGUCUGUGUCCCGUGUCGGAUCUGCUGCCCAGACCAGGGCCAUGAAGCAGGUGGCUGGUACCAUGAAACUGGAGCUGGCCCAGUACCGUGAGGUGGCUGCCUUCGCUCAGUUCGGUUCUGAUCUGGAUGCCGCCACUCAGCAGCUGCUGAACCGUGGUGUUCGUCUGACUGAGCUCCUUAAACAGGGGCAAUACUCUCCAAUGGCCAUUGAAGAACAGGUAACAGUCAUUUACGCUGGUGUGAGGGGACACCUGGACAAAAUGGAGCCUAGCAAGAUCACCAAGUUCGAGAAGGCCUUCCUGCAGCACAUCCUGAGCCAGCACCAAGACCUGCUGUCAGCCAUUAAGGCCGACGGCAAAAUCUCUGAGGCAUCCGAUGCUAAACUCAAGCAAAUAGUGUUGACUUUCCUCUCCAGCUUUGAGUAAAGUGAUACUUUUUGAUCUGGUUGUUUUCAUGUCUUCAUAGUGCAUCGUCAGUUAUACUUUCUAUGAACAAUUCAAGUGGCACUUGAUCUUUCAUGUACAGAUAUCUCAGAACAGAGAAUAAAAUAUUCCAACUAGUUGACAA
This is a messenger RNA of Acanthopagrus latus (yellowfin seabream), 1892 nucleotides long. It is a transcript of the gene atp5f1a, whose product is annotated as ATP synthase F1 subunit alpha. Bases 95 to 1750 code for a protein of 551 amino acids. Gene Ontology annotation, molecular function: ATP binding; ADP binding; proton-transporting ATP synthase activity, rotational mechanism. Gene Ontology annotation, biological process: proton motive force-driven ATP synthesis; proton transmembrane transport. Lineage: Eukaryota; Metazoa; Chordata; Actinopteri; Spariformes; Sparidae. The transcript is spliced from 11 exons. The record is from RefSeq and is a predicted model, not a curated record.